ACACAACUCAUAUGAACCCAUCUAAAAAUAAUAUUGAUAAUAAUAAACGUGUACAUAUAAAUGGUGGCUCCAUAUUGGUGGGCUAUAUGCAUUUGCAAUAUUUCAUAUCCAUAUUGCACGAAUUCAGCAUGUGCUCAAUUAAUUGGAUAGUAAGGCACACUUCUAGCGCACUGGAACGCACCAUACGUUCUUCCAUGAAGUACGUAACAUUUCGCUGAAAAACAACGUUUUCAACACGGGUUCCUAAAUGACUGGUGGCAGCCAGCAUCACAUAGAAGAUGAACAAAGGUGAUUGGGAAAACAGAUUGAAGAAGGUGGAAGAACUAGCUCAGUCCUUCCAGCAGUGUCCUUUGACCUCAUGCUACAAACCUAGGCUGUCCCGGCCAUGGCAGCCAUCCUCCAUAUGGAAGCUCUUCCCUCGUCAAUGUAUGGCUAUCAACUUUGCACAGAGUUGCAGAGAGGACGUACACGUGUUUGCACUUGAGAAGGAACAGGCAAAGAUGGGUCAGAGGAUCUUCCUGGUCACCAGUUACAGUGAGCUAUGGCAUUACUACAGUACCUACAGGCAAUCUCUGAUGCAUUGCUAUGAGGUGAUCCCAGAGGGGGCUGUUUGCAAGCUAUAUUUUGACUUGGAGUUCCACAGGCCCUCCAAUAAGGGCUUUGAUGGGAAGUGCAUGGUGGCCUCCCUCAUCCAGUAUGUGUGUGAGAAGCUGGAGGAGGUGUAUGGGAUUGAGUGCUCUGGGAAAGAUGUUCUGAACCUUGACUCCAGCACAGAGGAAAAAUUCAGUCGCCAUCUCAUCUUCAUUUUACCGAAUGCAGCAUUUAAGGAUAACCUACAUGUCGGGCAAUUUAUCCAUUUGAUUCUGCAACCAGUGCUGAGCGUGAAUAGGAGGGGAAGUGAACUUGAGAAUGACAUGGGUGGAGUCACAGAGGACAGUGGCAAAAGGGGGCUGAUUGGAAGUCCACAGGCCAAGAGGCCCAGACAGGAAGAGAGGGACCUCAGCUUCCUGUUGGUGAAAAACAAGGACGGACAGGAUGGGCUUUUUGUUGACCUCGGUGUGUACACCAAGAACAGAAACUUCCGUCUCUACAAGUCAUCUAAGGUGGGGAAGAAUGUAGCCUUCACUGUCGCAGAGGACAACAAGUUCAUCACCAAGCCUAAAAGGAACAUCUCUGCAGAGGAGAGCUUGUUCCAGUCCUCCUUAAUCAGCAACGUAAGUUUCACCGGUCAGAAGAUUCUGACAUGGGACCUCCAUGACGAGAGGGACGGGAUAUGCCCCAAGCCUCAUGCUCAGCUGGGUUCGACUUCACACUGUGUUUCAGACUCUUUGGGAGGCUACCAGUGUUCUCCCCACAAAGAAGUGGACAACUUUGUUCUUUCUGUGGUGAAAAAGGAUGGCAUCCAAGGAAGCAUACGACGGUGGAAUUACUUUGUUUCAGAGCAGCUACUUGUCUACGACAUCCUAAAGUACCGCUGGUGUCAGAAUGUUCACCGGUGCCACAAAAGCAACAACAUCAUGAUUCUGGUGGAUCUUAAACAGGAGGUCUGGUACCAGAAGUGUCAUGACCCUGCUUGCAAGAGCUUCAGAUCUUCUAGUUACCCAUUACCACAGGACAUCUGCGUCAGCUACUUCAUAACAAUGGAUGAGGAGGACCAGGCAUAUCUGAUGGACGACGUGGGGAACAUCGAGCUCAGCCAGACACUCCCAGUGGAGAAGUACCUGGGGGGCUCGGCAGCAACACUUCCCCAGGGAGAAGACCGCGAUUCCUGUGGGGAUGACCAGGCUUACCUGGAGGCCCUGGAGGAUGUUGAGAGAAGCACAGGCGAUUUGGCAGAGGAUGAUGUCCCAGAUGAGCUUCUGCUCCAAACCAUGACUGAGUUUGAGUCCCUCAAAGAUUUGUGCUUGUCGGCCACUAAGUGCUAAGUGCAUUUUCCUUCAAUUCUGUUCAUGGAGAGACAGGGUGACCAGGCUUUUGCUCCAGCUCAGGGGGAACCCACCCCAUUCAACUAUUCAAGGGCUUGAUGGUGUGUUGAGGUGCUGGGCUGGAACAAAAGCCUGCCAGCCUGUGAGUCUACAGGAGCAGAAUGGAAGAAGACUGCAUUAGAGGGAGGUUAUACUUGUCCAACAGUUCAUUUAUCAUUUGUAAUACAGGCUCCUGAGUGACGCAGUGGUCUAAGGCACUGCAUCUUAGUGCUAAAGGAGUCACUACAGACCCUGGUUCGAUUCCAGACUGCAUCACAACCGGCCGCACAAUUUGCCCAUUGUCGUCCGGGUUAGGGUUCGUCAGGGGUAGGCAGUCAUUGUAAAUAAGAAUUUGUUCUUAACUGACUUGCCUGGUUAAAUAAAGGCUAAAUAAAAACAUUGAAAUUCAGUACAAUCCUCAAUUUCAAUUACUGGCUGUUAAUGCACUUUAUAAAACAGUGGUUUUUCCCAAUUACCUAGGCCUAUAGCAGGGGUCUCCAACAGGUCAAUUGCAAGGUGCAGAUAGCUCGCAGCCCACCUAUGAGUAGCAAGCCAAACAAUUCUGAAAGUACAUGCAAUUGUCAUGUGUUCCACUGCAAACGGUCAUAAACAAAUCUCACAAGUAUCAGACUGCAACCUCUCAGCUACUAUCUAGUCAAUGCCGCAUUGACAUCAAACCCCUGGUCAGCAACUAUUGGAUUAAAAACCCAAACCUAACACAAUAUCUGCCAUAUUAAUUUGUAUUAAUUUGCGUUUGUCUAUCACUGUGUAGCCAGAAAUACUUUCCCAAAACCUGUAUUAUUUGCAAACUUUGCCAUGAAAUGAGCAGCAGCAGUACACAUUCCACAUAGAUAUGCAAUUAAAGGUUAAUUACACAUGGAUUUUUUUGUUUCCUCCAGAUUCAAGCAUUGCCAUGGACUCAGAACAUCCAAUUAUGUUUCUAUAUGAAACAAUUGUAUUUGAGUGAAAAUGCAACAAAAUCUAAAAAUAUUUUUAAUUAAGUAGCUCUCAUGGUAGAAAAUGUUGGACGUGUUAUAGUGUGACAAUUACCACAAAUGUCUGGGAAUAUGCCAUUAAAAAGAGCAUCGUCAGCUGUGUAGUGCGCUGCACAAUAAAGCACCUUGCAUUGAAUGUCGGCCCUACUGGUUCCGAUAGCGUAGAAUUGUAUACAGGAUGUUUCUGAUAACAGGUAAGGAGUUGGUAAAUGUUCAGUUUUCUGGUC
Molecule: messenger RNA, 3186 nt
Organism: Oncorhynchus kisutch (coho salmon)
Lineage: Eukaryota; Metazoa; Chordata; Actinopteri; Salmoniformes; Salmonidae
Gene: primpol
Product: primase and polymerase (DNA-directed)
Exons: 14
Coding region: 279-1925 (548 amino acids)
Biological process (GO): mitochondrial DNA replication; replication fork processing; response to UV
Cellular component (GO): mitochondrial matrix; nucleus
Molecular function (GO): DNA-directed DNA polymerase activity; chromatin binding
Source: RefSeq, a predicted model, not a curated record